AUUGUUGAGACACAGUGUGCUAGCCACUUACUCUCAGGAACUCAAUUAGCACGUACAACAGUCACUCGCUCGCCUAAAGAAGCGAGCACACAAUUGAUUUUUGGAUACGGAUGUGGUCGCUGGUGCCAUUUUCUGUUGGAAGAGACUAGGUCUUUAGAAAAAUCGACGAAACGAAUUGGUCUUUAUUAUUGAAGAUGUUGAUGGUCGCUGAUUCUUCUGAGUAUCUUUCUCGCGUCAGGCGGCACUCUGUGACAGCACAAUAGCUUCGUAACAACAUCACAUUUCGACUUCAAAAGGGGCCAAGUUUUUAUCCAGUCAGCGUAGCCUCAACUACCUUCACUACCCUAACGACAAAAAACAAAAAUGGUCGCCCCCCCGCCACCCACCAAGCCCGUCUCCCCGAUGGAGGCGCUGGACCAAAUCGUCCCAGACUUGGACGAAAAAGAGUACAUUGCCGAAAUGAUAAAAGAGGAAAACCCGACAGAUUUCGACACGCUUUGGGACCUUCUCGCGGACUUUCUCGAAUCAAGCGAAGAGUAUGGCGGUACCGCGAAGCAGAACUGCAAGGACAUCCUCCUCCUGAUCCAUCCGCCGAGCAGCACAAAUAUCACUACCACUACGAAGAAUAAAAACUUGCAGCAGGGCGGGUCGUCGCCAAGCGCAGGAGGUGCGGCGCAGAACACCAAGGCCAACAACGCGCCGAAGCUCCUCGGCGAGAUGCUCCAGACCGGACACGAGAACGCCGUCGGGUUCCAGGAUGCCUUUAUGGGUUUGGGCGAGAAAAAGGCGAACUACAACUAUGAAUUGCAAAAGUUGCAUCGUUCUUAGUAUAAAAAAAAAAUCGCAUGAGAAAUUUCCUCAGCAUGAGAAAAGGAGUUUCGAAUGUUGAUUCACCUCCAGGAGAAGCAGACUUGUGAUGCAUGACUGCGAUAAUUAGAAUAGAAGUACUACGAGUGCGAGACUUUUGCAAUGUAUAGCAACGAGGUGGUGGCGAUUUCCGACCUGGUAAAGGAGCGGCGGACGCAAAACACAAAGGAAAAAGCGGCGGUGAUGCACCGCAUGCAACAGUGGAUGAAGUCGAAGCUCAAACCUCCGGCACCGCAGCGACUCCAUCGGACAGGGAACGCGAUCGGGAAGGUGACGGAUUUGAUUAUCGACAAAUUCGGCGUCACGAUCGGGGGGAAAGAGCUGAUCGAGGACACAACGUUGAAAGUUGUUAUCGGCCGAAAGUACGGUCUCCACGGCCGCAACGGUACGGGUAAGACCUGUCUGCUCGCGACGCUGGCAAAAAAGGACCACCCGAAAAUCCCGAAACAUGUCCAUAUCGUGACGGUAGAACAGGAAAUCGACCACCUCGCGACCUCGGAUUCGGCCUUGUGGCACGUGCUAGCGGUGGACACGGAGCGGUGUGAUUUGGAGGCAAAGAUUAGGAAAUUGGAGGAGUUAGGGGACAAAAUCGGGGAUAAAGACGCAAAUUUGCUCGUGGAAUACCAGGAAAGAUGGGCGGAAAUUGACGGAGACGCCGCGCCGCACAUCGCAGGAAGGAUCUUGAGUGGUAUAGAAUAUGAAGAUGAUUUUUUUCUCUUUCAUCUCAUGCUGUAAUGCUGCACUACGAAUCUCUAUUUCUGGUGUGAACUUGUUCCCUAGCCACCGUUCACGGUCAAACACAAAAAUCAGGUCUGGGUUUCGACGAAGCGCGACAGCACCAGGGAACCUCCAACCUCUCCGGUGGUUGGCGCGCCAGGGUCGCCUUGGCCAGAGCUUUGUUCGCCGAGCCGGACAUCCUGCUACUGGACGAACCGACAAACCACCUGGACGUGCACGCGGUCGCGUGGCUGGAGGAUUUUCUGAAGGACUAUCCGCAGACGAUCAUCAUGGUCAGUCACGCGAGGGACACGUUGAACGAGGUAUAAAGCUCUUUUAUGCAAUCAUGCAUUACAAAUCUUCUGCUUUAGGUAAAUCAGCAUUACAAAUUUUAUUUCACAUGCUGAAGAGGAAAUUUGUACGAUACUUUGUUUUGCACAGGAUAGAGGGACACGUUGAACGAGGUAUAAAGCUCUUUUAUGGCAGUAAUGCAUGUUGACAUCUUUCUUUCUUUCUUUCCGUGCCCGGGCACGGCAUCAAAUCUUGCAUAAAGCAUGUUGACAUCAGUUGUUCAUCUUCAUCUUGCAUAAAGCAUACUUAAAAUCCUUCAUGAAAACGCAGCCGAAAUAUAUAAUAAUCAGCAUCGGAACUUACUACAACAAAACGUAGAGUUUGAGCGAGAAUAUAGUGCAGCUGCUUGAAAAUCCAGUUGUAGAUAAUGACGUAAUUCUAUUUUCCAAAACUCGUCCACCAGGUCUGCACGGACAUCACGCAUCUGCAGUUUCAGAAGCUCUUUUUCUAUACGAACUGCAAAAAUGUCUAGGUCUGGAAGAUUGCGAGAUUUGUCAUGCUUGUCAGGCAUGACCAAAAAGUUUGUGAUGCGUGUCCAAGAAGAGACCCUUUUGCCUGUCAUGCUAAAACGCAGUUUGUCAUGCGAAAAACGCAACACAAAGAAGCGCAGAUAUUUCUCAUGCUUGGUGGUGCAUUGCAGAGCAUUCCAUGUUCCCAACGCAGCAUUACAAGUUUCCAGAUCCAGACAUUUUUGCAUUUGAUAUUCUACCGCGGCGACUUUGACACGUUCGAGACCCUCUACGCGCAGAACAAAAAGCUGCUCGAGAAGCAGCACGAAAAGAACGAGCGGGAAGCGGCGCACAUGCAGCAGUUCAUCGAUAAGUUUAGGUGCAACGCGAAACGCGCCUCGAUGGUGCAGUCAAGGAUUAAGGCGCUGAACCGGUUACCUUUGCUCGACGAAAUUCUCGAGGACCCGUCCUUGUCUUUCAUGUUCGGCGAACCGGAGCCGGUGCCCACUAUGAACUGCAAAAGUAUCGUACUCGUAUAAAUGCAUUGCAAAUUUUCCCAGCAUGAGAAUGAAAAUUUGUAAUGCUGAUUUGCCUUGACAAAGAAAUUUGUAAUGCAAGACCUGCAUUUAUACGAGUGCGAUACUUUUGCACAGCAUACCCACGCCGAUUUUGCAAAUGGACGAAGCCUAUGCAUUGCAAGUAUGUCUAGGUCCUCUGGAAGGUUGCAACUUGUGAUGCUGUGUUUGGAUUCCAAAAAGAAUUUGUAUUGCAUGACCAGCAACAGGUGUCCAGUUCCUGCUACGUGGAGGGGGUAUUUCUCAUGCGGAAUAGGCAUCAGGAAGCCCCCUGGCCGAAAAAUCUGUGAUGCGCGGUCGUGCAUUACAGACAUCCUGGGUCAUGCAAAACAUGCAUGACAAAUCUCAGAAUCUUCCAGGCCCAGACAUUUUUACAUUUGAUAAAGCCUGCUUUCAGUACGAGUCCGCCGAGUCGCAGGUCAGCAAGAAGCCGUUAUCCUGUGCAAAAGUAUCGUACUCGUAUUGCAAUCAUGCAUCACAAAUUCUUUUCUUCAGGUCAAUCCGCAUUACAGAUUUCAUUUCUCAUGCUGAGGGAAUUUGUAAUGCAUUUAUACGAGUACGAUACUUUUGCAGCUCAUAGCCGUUUCACCUGAACAACAUCAAUCUGAAUAUCGACCUGGAGUCGCGGAUCGUGCUGGUCGGCGAGAAUGGCUGCGGAAAGUCGACCUUGUAUCAAAUGUAAAAAUGUCUGGGUCUGGAAGAGUUGGAACUUGUGACGCAAACUCUGGAACACACAAAAAUUUGUGUUGCAUGAGCGCCAAAAGCCGUCCAUUUCUUGGUACGCAAGUAGAAAGUUUCUCAUGCGGGACAGGCACCAUGAGACGCGCUCGGAACCUGUGUUGCUUUUGCCUGCAUCAGACGCCAUUUGCGUGAUCCGAAAUAUGCAUGACAAAUCUUACAAUCUUCCAGACCCAGACACUUUUACAAUCCAUACCUUGCUCAAAAUGCUGAUUGGCGACCACGAGCCGAAGGCUGGGAUUGUGCGACGGCACAACCUAUCAACUGCAAAAGCAUCGUACUUAGUAGAAAUUGCAUUACAAAUUUGCUCAGCAUUACAAAUUGAAUUUGUAAUGCGGAUUUGCCUUAGCAAAAAGAUUUGUAAUGCAUGAUUGCGAGUACUACGAGUGCGAUACUUUUGCACAGGAUAUAACCGGCUGCGCAUUGGGUAUUUCACCCAGCACCAUGUCGAAUCGAUGGACCUGACGCUGAACUCUAUGCAAGAACAAAACUGUGUAAGUGUAACGUUGUCUUGCAGAUGUUGCAAUACAGUUACACUUGUCAUGCUGGAUAAGCAUCAGAAGCUAUUUUCAUACGUGUAUUCGCGUACUAGCUACGCAUGACAGGUUUUCUCUGUCAUGGAAACCAAAUCUGUGAUGCUGUUCCUGCAAAAAAGUUUACACUUACACGCUUUUUUUCUUGGAUAAACUCCAUCCAGAAUCUAAUGGAAAGAUACCCAAAGGCGAUGAACGAAGGUGUGAUAAUUUAUGAAGACAUUUUUGUUUUUUUGUUUAUUUGUUGCGGUGCUGUCGCUGUGGCGGACAGAGAUCGCGGUGUGAUAUUUGAUAUUUUAACGGGAUCACUUAACUCAGAAGCAGGCGGCGCUAAAAGUAAAGAUAACGCAUUUCCAACCGAUUUCAAAAGUUUCGGAUUGAGGGUCUUCCUCUCUAACAGAAGCAAACCACGGGCCGCAUGGGACACUCAGGGCGACGCUUUUGCGCCCGCUCGAAGCCACUCAUGGGCAGCGUUCUAGGUUUCCGUUGGGUGGGGCUCAAGGGUGCCACAUGUGGCCCAUUUCGCCUUCCUUUCCAACCGUCAUCCACUUCGGGUUCAAUUGUUUGCGGCCUUUUUUAAGGGGCCGCAAAGUCAUGUGUGCUCCCCUGGCCGCGAGAUGAUUCGGCCCUUGUCGAGCUUUUUGUCCCCGACGCGGAAGCCUAUGGCGGCUUCCAGCUUGCACAUCUGCUUCUAUUUCUUUUCCAAAUCUCCGUCGCGGCUGCCAUUCAACAGAUGACUUCCCACCGUAAUCCCCACCUUAUUUUGGCGCGCCUAUUGCAGUAAGGGUUUUAACUUGAGGCCGCGCCAACUUUUCUCUCGGCGGCCCAAUUUCAAAUGGUGCUCGAGAUUCGGUCAGAAGUUGGUCCAAAAUCGGUCUGGACACAGAUUCUAAUAUACGGACCGAAUUUGGACCAACUUCUGACCGAAUCUCGAUCACCGUUUGAAAUUGGGGCAGGGACUCGAUCGCCGUUUGAAAAUCUCGAUCACCGUUUGAAUAUCUCGAUCACCGUUUGAAUAUCUCGAUCACCAUUUGAAAUUCUCGAUCCCCGUUUGAAGUUGUCGGCUGGCGACCUGGGGGCACAAAAGGCCGGCAUGAAGUCCGAAGCUCUAUCUUAUAGGGUGGCGCAACAUAGUGGUGGCACCAGGCGUGGCCGCCCACUGGCGCCGAUCUUCCCCCACCUGAAUGUGGCGCCGUGAUGGUUCCAACAGGAAGAGCUACAGGAACAUUGUUGGGCUUCUUUGGGCAGACCGCGCGCCUCCGCGCCGUUCACAGCAGGCUUGUUUGCCUCGGGCUCACGAGCAUGGCGCCUGCCUCUUGGCCGCCCGGUGCCAAAUUUGGCGCCGCUCGCUCGGAUAGAGGCUCUGAGGUUGGUAGAAAUAGUGAGCACCCAUCCCAUAGGGGUGUGAAAGUCUGAAACUUUUGAAAUUGGUUUGAAUUAUGUUCGAAAAGAAAUUAGUGCCCGCUUGCUCUUGAGUUAAGGGAUCACCACGACGAACUUUUGUAGGCUGUGGGAACGUUGUUCAAAUUCAGUACUACCCAAACUCUAUUCAAUUCUCCAACUCGUCUUUUCAGAUGGUAUGAAAAUUUUCAACAGGUGAGGAAGCCGCCCGCAACUGGCUAGGGCGUUUCGGUGUGAUGCAGAGCCUCGCUGUGGAGCCAUUGUAUGUGCUCUCCGGGUAUGCAAUACAAAUUUAUUGAUUCCCGUACACGACGUACAAAUUGCUGUAAUUGCAUGACAAGUUUAAUGAUCGCCAACUGAGAAUGUGCCACUUUUCAUGCUGAAUAGAAGGAUUGAGCAAGGCGAGUUUUGUCAUGCAGAAACCGCAUUUGUACGCGUGCGGAAAACCAAUUUAGCAUGCAUACUGGUGGUCAGAAAUCCCGAGUGGCGCUCGCGUUGUUGGCGUACGCAAAUCCACACAUUCUGGUCAUGGACGAGCCGACAAAUCACUUGGAUUUAGGUACAGACGAUUCAUUUUGUCAUGCUGUGCAGUUUAUACAGAUGAUUUUGUCAUGCUGGAAAACCUUCACGGACGACUUGCUGUUGUAGUGCAUGCUCACCUAGCUACACGACUGUGUCCUGAAAAUUGCCGACAGCCUCAUUUCCAUUUCCAUGCCAAGCAAGCAUGGAAGCGAGGCCGCACUAGAACAAUGAUCAUACAAUGAACUAGCUCGCGCACCGAAGGAAUUAAAAAUGCUAAAAAAACUAAAACAGACGCCAUCCAAGCCCUAAUUGCUGCCUUGACUGCUUUCAAAGGCGGGCUAGUCAUGGUGAGCCACGACUCCCACUUUAUCAACGCGGUGUGCGACGAAAUUUUAUGAAAGUGUACAACUCCCCCUCCCCCUCAUUUGUAUGGCAUGAACAGCAAUACAAGCAACAGCAGAAAUGUGACUUCCGCAUGUCUACAAAUCUGCGCGCGGGUCGUAGUACUCUUUGAGGUUCCAAAAUUUGUCAUGCUAACAGUGCUUACGAGCAAGGUGUGAGUUUGGUAUUUUGCAUGACAAAUGAGGGGGAGGCGAGGGAGUUUUGCACUCGCAUAAGUUUGGCAUGUGCACGACAACACGGCGACAAAAUUCGACGGCGACAUUCAUGAAUUCAGGAAAUUUGUGUUGGCGGAAAAGAAAAAGCAGGGGCAGUGAUACGUUACUUCUGAUGGGUCGCGAAGAUGAGGACCUGUGCGGACGAGUUUUCUGCUCUACGAGCAGCUAGUCCCAGAAAAACAAAUCCCACUCAGAAGGCCAAAGAAUUAUAGUGUCACCACUGAAGAAGUACAAUGAGAGCUUUCUGAUUGAGCAACGAUAGCGAGAAAGCAUUGAUAAAAGAACGAGAGGUGCAACAAAAACAAACCGAGGAU
Amoebophrya sp. A120 is the source of this 7084-nucleotide messenger RNA. The record is from the annotation of a GenBank genome assembly. NCBI's taxonomy places the organism in Eukaryota, Dinophyceae, Syndiniales, Amoebophryaceae.